AUGAAUCCUCCCAAGUUUAAAAACCUUACCCUUGAAGUGGUGGAUGGCGCUAUUGCCAUCAUCACGCUUCGGCGUGAAUUCUCCGCCAAUUCCUUGCAUCCUGAGCUAUUGAUUGAAUGGAUUGCUGCUAUGAGAUGGGUGAUUGCGGUGCCCGAGAUUAGCGUCGUCGUUCAGACAUCCGCCGGCAAAUUCUUUUGCACAGGAAUGGACUUUGACAAUUGGCCACCACCAAAGGAAGAACUAGCCGAGAACAUGGAUUCAUUCAUUGCUAAUUUCAAGGUCCUGAACGAGCUGCUCAUCACCUGCGACAAGGCCCUCAUCGCUGCUGUCAACGGGCCAUGCGCCGGCUAUGGAGUCACUUGUUUGGCCCUCUACGACCUCGUGUAUGCGGUGCCCAGCUCCUAUUACUUCUGCCCAUUCCUGAAAUGGGGAUUCUCCGCUGAAGGUUGCUCUACGCUGACCUUCCCCCAAAUCAUGGGCCAUCAGAAGGCCUCGGCUCUGCUGCUCGCCGGAGAGAGAAUGUCGGCAGAGGAGCUCAGCGCGGCAGGGCUGAUUACAAAGGUUGUGGGCGAGAACUCUUUGAUGAAGGACGUCAUGGAGGUGGCGACCCGCAUUUCGCGCUGCCCGCCUGGUGCGCCGGCUGCCACCAAGAACUUGAUGCUGACCAACAACCGUGAGCGGCUGUUGUCGAUCAACGCUUUGGAGUGCGUCGUUUUGAGAACUAGACUUCAUGAUCCGGCAUGCCAAGCGGCCGCUGCCGCCUUCACAGAGAGGAAGCAAAAGCGUGCUGGCAGUAGACUCUGA
This is a messenger RNA of Fusarium keratoplasticum, 804 nucleotides long. RefSeq lists its product as uncharacterized. The record is from RefSeq and is a predicted model, not a curated record. Lineage: Eukaryota; Fungi; Ascomycota; Sordariomycetes; Hypocreales; Nectriaceae. The transcript has 4 exons. The coding region runs from base 1 to 804 and encodes 267 amino acids.